Miscanthus lutarioriparius is the source of this 924-nucleotide messenger RNA. The record is from the annotation of a GenBank genome assembly. Lineage: Eukaryota; Viridiplantae; Streptophyta; Magnoliopsida; Poales; Poaceae.
AUGGAGGUCGAGCUCCCGCCGCGGGUGCCGUCCCCUCCGGCGCAAGCUCCCUCAGACGCCUCGCCAGUUGGCGUCACCAUCAUCACCGGCUACCUCGGGGCCGGCAAGUCGACGUUAGUCAACUACAUUUUGAAUGAACAACAUGGGAAGAGAAUUGCCGUGAUACUAAACGAGUUUGGAGAGGAAAUUGGGGUCGAGAGGGCGAUGAUCAAUGAGGGACAAGGUGGUGCACUUGUCGAGGAAUGGGUGGAGCUGGCCAAUGGAUGUGUCUGUUGCUCUGUAAAACACAGUCUGGUUCAAGCACUUGAGCAGCUUGUGCAGAGGAAGGAUAGAAUGGAUCAUAUAUUACUUGAGACAACGGGAUUGGCCGAUCCUGCUCCACUUGUUUUUGUUCUUUGGCUAGACGAUCAAUUGGAGUCCUCAAUUAGACUGGAUUCUAUUAUUACGGUUAUUGAUGCAAAAAACUUCAGGGUUCAAAUUGAUGAGCACAAAAACUCUUCCUCGUUCCCUGAAGCAUUUCAUCAAAUUGCAUUUGCGGUUGACUUGAAUGAAGUAUUUAACCGGCAAGCAUAUGGUGCCAAGAAUUCAUCUCAUCUGCAAGAACUGCUGGACUAUAGUAAAUCAGUGCCACCUCGUCGCCGCAUCAUGAUAACAGUAUUUCCACCUUGUGCAUCUAUGAGCAGGAUUCUGUUAACUUGGCUAAGGUGGAGUCUUGGCUUGAAGAUCUUCUUUGGGAAAAGAAAUCUAGGAUUGUCAGUACUGAUUUCUGAUUUUGCCCUUAUGCAGGCAGUGAGGGAAGUCUAUGAAGUUGUGCCGGCUCGGAAAUGGUCUGAGACAGAGUCUCACAUGAACAAGAUAGUUGUCAUAGGCCGCAAUUUGGAUAUCAAUGUUCUUCAAGAUUCUUUUAGUGGUUGCAAGAGCUGA